Brassica napus (rape) is the source of this 1506-nucleotide messenger RNA. Its product is annotated as probable inactive purple acid phosphatase 28. The transcript has 4 exons. Gene Ontology annotation, cellular component: cytoplasm. The coding region runs from base 98 to 1309 and encodes 403 amino acids. Lineage: Eukaryota; Viridiplantae; Streptophyta; Magnoliopsida; Brassicales; Brassicaceae. Gene Ontology annotation, molecular function: hydrolase activity, acting on ester bonds. The record is from RefSeq and is a predicted model, not a curated record.
AUUACGGACUUCAAAUCAAACUAUUUUAGAAAGUUGUAGGAUGAUUAUCCUCGAUCUCUCGGUCUAGCAAACAGUGGGGAAGAAGAAGGAAGUGAGAAUGAGUCCUGCAAGAAUAACUGUGAACUGGAAGCACACUAUCCUCUACUUAACCCUAAUCAUAUCUCUUAUCUACUCCAUCGAAACCCUAAUCUCGCACAAACUACAAGUCAACCACAACCAAAUCCGCCUCAAAAGGUCUCCGAAUCUCCCUCUACGGUUCCGCGACGACGGCACCUUCAAAAUCCUCCAGGUUGCGGAUAUGCAUUUCGGGAUGGGUAGCAUCACUCGAUGCAGAGAUGUGACGGAUGCAGAAUACGGUUACUGUUCUGAUCUCAAUACCACUCAGUUCCUUCGGAGGAUGAUUGAAGCUGAGAGACCCGAUCUCAUCGCAUUUACUGGGGAUAAUAUAUUUGGAUCAAGCACUACUGAUGCAGCUGAAUCUCUUCUUCAAGCCAUUGGUCCAGCCAUUGAAUAUGGAAUCCCAUGGGCUGCCAUUUUAGGAAAUCAUGACCAGGAGUCCACUAUGAACCGUGCAGAGCUGAUGACUUUCCUCUCGCUUAUGGAUUUUUCCGUCUCUCAAAUCAAUCCACCUCUCCAAGAUGGCUCGGAAAGAGGCGCAUUGAGAUCAAUUGAUGGCUUUGGGAAUUACCGCCUCAGAGUACACGGUGCACCUGGUUCUGUUCUGUCAAAUAGCACCGUCUUUGACCUCUUCUUUCUUGACAGUGGAGAUAGAGAAACUGUCCAAGGUAGACGAACAUAUGGAUGGAUCAAGGAUUCUCAACUUAGUUGGCUUCAAGAUGCUUCUAAACAGGGUCUUAACCAGAACAUGGGAAACGUUCCCAGUAAUCCUGAUCCAGCGCUAGCCUUCUUCCACAUUCCAAUCCCGGAAGUCCGUGAUCUGUGGUACACACCCUUUAUUGGCCAGUUUCAGGAGGGUGUGGCAUGCUCCAUCGUGCAAUCAGGAGUCUUAAGUACCUUUUUGUCCAUGGGAAAUGUAAAAGCCGCGUUCAUAGGACACGACCAUGUCAAUGAUUUCUGCGGAAAUCUAAAAGGAGUCUGGUUUUGUUACGGUGGAGGAUUUGGAUACCAUGCAUAUGGAAGACGAAAUUGGCACAGAAGAUCGCGACUGAUUGAGGCUAAGCUCGGGAAAGGAAAAGACACGUGGACAGGAGUUCAACGUAUCAAGACGUGGAAACGUCUAGACGAUGGAGACUUGUGCAAGAUAGACGAACAAGUCCUAUGGGAAGCUUCCUACUCGUUUCUGAAGUGACCUAGGGACAAGGCAAAUAAGGUAUAUUGAUUUCUUUUUUUCAUGAUUGCCCAUCUUUUCGAUGUUUUGUAGUUUUGUGUAAGAAAUUUCUGAGUCUAAUGCUUUUAGGCUUCUGGUCAUACUUAAUGUCAUGCAUAUGUGUCUGUUCGUUGUUAAAACGUUUUUCAGAUGGUCAUAAUGUGAGAUCCUAUUCAGUA